CCCCCCUCCUCCACACCCCUGCGUCCCCCUGCCUUUGUGUGUGUGUAUGUGUGUGCCGUGGAGCUGACGGCGUACCCGAAAACCGCGUAGCGGAUGCCCUGCGUGGAAAAUAAGCCUUUCUGGAUUUCGGAAUCCACGCCGGAUGGAAAUUGCGAGGGGGAUCGGGGAAAUCUGCAGGUGCAAAUAAAGAACGGGAGCCGGGCGGCCGCACGUGAACCUCUCACUUCACCCCCCAAGCCAGGAAAUAGGAAGGUGGAGCGCGUUACCAGCAAGUGCCGCAAAUUGGACUUUCCACCAUCAGCAGCUUUUGCUCCGUCGCUCCGCUCCUCCCGUGGGUCUCCCCACGAACACUCCUCCAUUCAGCCUCAUUUUGUCCUUCGCUGAUCCCACAAUAGCCUCGCGCGGCCGCGCUUUGUGAAUUGACGCCGGUCUGGGGAUUCUUCGGGGUGGUUCUGGGAACAGGAGGGGGGGGAUGGAUUAAAAAGCGGGGGGCUGUGCACCGCCGAACUGGAGCAACACGCAAGACCACGUCGGGGGGGAAGGGGGCGACGGGACUCGGUGAAUUCGCGGAGCCCCCGGGACAGAGGCUGUGACUGGUCCCACCCCAAGAUGGCGUCGCCCAAAAACAAAGCCAAGAAGAAACCGCCCAAAGACAGCAUGACGCUGCUGCCGUGCUUUUAUUUUGUAGAGCUCCCCAUCGUCCUGUCCUCCCUGGUGUCGCUGUACUUCCUGGAGCUGACAGAUGUGCUGUCCCCGGCCACCGUGGGCUUCCGUUGUCACGACCGUGACCUCUCCAUGCCCUACGUGGAGACGGGCGACGAGCUCAUCCCGCUGCUGAUGCUGCUGAGUUUGGCCUUCGCUGGUCCCGCAGCAUCUAUCAUGAUGGGAGAGGGCCUCAUGUACUGCAUGCAGUCCAAGCUGAGGACCUGUCCCAAGUCGGAGAGCGCCAUCACCGCAGGGGGCUGCAGCUUCAACUCCUUCCUGCGCAGGACCGUGCGCUUCGUUGGCGUUCACGUGUUCGGUCUCCUGGCGACAGCCCUGGUGACGGACGUCAUCCAGCUGGCGACAGGUUACCACGCGCCCUUCUUCCUCACGGUCUGCCAGCCCAACUACACGGCGCUGGGCGUGUCCUGCGACAGCAACGCCUAUGUCACGCAGGACGUGUGCACGGGGAAGGACCAGUACGCCAUCAUGUCGGCCAGGAAAACCUUCCCAUCCCAGCAUGCAACGCUCUCUGGCUUCGCCGCCGUCUACAUCUCCAUGUACUUUAACGCCAGCAUCAACAGCACGACGAAGCUGCUGAAGCCGCUGCUGGUGUUCGGCUUCUGCAUGGCGGCGGGCCUCGCCGGCCUCACGCAGAUAACGCAGCACCGCAGCCACCCCAUCGACGUCUACGUGGGCUACGUCAUCGGGGCCGGCAUCGGCGUCUACCUGGCUGUGUAUGCCGUGGGGAACUUCAAAGCAUCAGAGGAGGACGCCUCCUCGUCCCAUAGAUUGGCCCCGGCUCAGCAGAAGGACGGCCUGAGGGCGCUGAGCCAGCGGAGCCACGACUCCCUGUACAGGAAGACGCCCCGGGUGUCUGAGAGCCGGGAGGAGCUGGGCGCGGGGCUGGGGACCGGGGCCCGAAGCAAGGUGAGGAGGGAGAAGGCCUCGCUCGCCUCUCUCAAACGGGCCAGCGCCGACGUGGAACUCCUGGCAACCCGCGGGCCCAUGGGCAAGGAGACCAUGGUGACCUUCAGCAACACGCUGCCCAGGGUCGCCAACGGCAACAGCCCCAUCUCCCCGUCAGAGGAGCCGGUCACCGCGCAGCGCCACAUGACCUUCCACGUGCCCUUUGACCCCCAGAGGUCCCGGCAGCUGGUGUCGGAGUGGAAGCAGCGCUCGCUGGAGGUCCGCAGCCAAAGCUCAAGGGACGAGGAGGACGAGGCGGACCCGAAGGACGGAGAGGACGACGGGGAGGCGUCGGGGGAGGGAGACCAAACCAUGCCGUCGUCUCUCUAUCCCACGGUGCAGGCCAACAAGGGCAUGGCCACGCCCACCGGAGCCAGGGUGGUGCUGGCCCCCCCGCUGGUCCACAUCCCCGAGGAGGCCUCCCGCCCGCCGCCCGUCUCCCCGAAGAGCGCCAAGACCCGCGCCAAGUGGCUGUCGCUCACCGAGGGAGGCGCCGCCAAGGAGCCGGGCGCCGGGCCCAUCGCCGUGUCCACGCCCCGCGUGCCCACCACGCAGCCGGGCCAGGCGCCGAGCCAGCAGAGGGUCACUCAGGUGAUAGCCAUGUCCAAGCAGCACGGCCCAGGCGUCAGCUCGUCCUCCAAGGCGUCGGACGGCAGCUACUCCUCCGGGGGCGGCUCCGUCUGCUCCGAGUCGCCCUACUACCGCAUCCCGUCGGACCGGGACAGCGUCGCCGGGAGCAACCCGGGCAGCGUCACCGGCAGCGGCAGCAUCGUCACCAUCGACGCCCACGCCCCCCACCACCCGGUGGUGCGCGUGUCGGCCGCCAACGGCAAGCCGUGGGAGUGGAGGAACACCAUCAGCGGGAACAUGCUGAGCGCCGGCGUUGCCGGCGGCGACGGGGAGAAGCGCCACGCGGCGCUGCAGCGCCAGGACAACGCCGGGCACUACCGCGACUACCGCACGCUGCCGGGGAAGACGGAGUCGCUGUGCCCCUCCUUGGCCGACGGGGGAGGGGAGCUGCCUCCCCCGCCUCUCUCCGGCUCGUCCUCCCUUCUGCCGCCCCCGCCCCUCCCCUCCUCGUCCUCGCCCCUGCCUCCCCCGCCCCUCCCCUCCUCGCCCUCUCCCCUGCCUCCCCCGCCCCAGCUGUCGUCGUCCCCACUUCCGCCUCCACCGCCUCACUCGUCCUCCUCCCCUUUGCCUCCCCCUCCACACCCAAGGUCCUCCCCUAUACCUCCACCUCUGCCUCACUCUCACCCCACUACCUCUCAUAUACCACCUCCUCCUCACCCAUCUUCCUCUCCAAUGCCCCCACCACCUCACCACGCUUUUUCCCACAUGCCCCCACCUCCUCACCCAUCUGCUUCCCACAUGCCCCCACCUCCUCACCCAUCUGCUUCCCACAUGCCCCCGCCUCCACACCCAUCGUCUUCCCCACUGCCUCCCCCUCCUCACCCAUCCUGUUCCAAUAUCCUCCCCCCUCCUCCACACCCUGACUUACCCAUGGACAGCCACAGCCACAUACUCACCCGCUCCUCCACCCUGCCUCGCCAGCCUUCUGUCUCCGCCCGCAGCCACGCUGAGCAGGAGCACUACUACAAGGUCCUGCAGAACGAGAGGAUGUUAUAGAAAAUCAUUGAGAUAUCAAUGAUUGUACUGUAGGAUAAUUGACUGAAGCUAAGGGUGGUGGCAGGAGAAGAGAGAAGCGACUUGGAGGAGAGGAGGAGGCAGCAUGGGAUCAGGACUGUGGGGAGGUCUGGCAGCUCACACGGUCAGCAGGGGGUCUGGUUUCCCCCUUCCCUUUACCUGGCUCUACAGCUCCAACAAGGAGAGCAGUAGGAAGGACUAAAAUUCCCAGGUGACCUCUAGUUUCAACGCGCACAUCCUCUGUGUCGUCAAAGACGCGUUCAAAGACGUUGUGGAAGAGGCAGCAGCCGAGAGAGCGAGAAAGAGAGAGAUCACAAUGAACGGUGUGGGAUUUGCUAAAUCACGCUUCCCCUGAGAAGAGGGAUGAGACGGAGAAAACAAAACAACUACAGGCAAAACUAGCUCCUCCUAAACUGGCGCAGCUGUUUGAGGACGCCGACUUCCACACACAGAGAAUUUGCUCCUUCAACUAGCCGGGAACAAAAAAAUACACAUAUCAUUCCUCAAAGUACCCGAAAGCUAUGAAUUAAUGGAACGACUGCAGCUACGUCGAGAUCGGAUACAGGUUCGCGUCAAGUAUUAGAGGCGAAUCGCAAAAGAACCUUUUAUCCAUCUGAAGAGAAAAAAUCCCUUUUGGUGGCGAGCAAAUCUGUCAGAAUCCACCAGAGAGAGACGGCUUAGAAAGCGUUGUGACGAAGAGGAGGAGGAGGAGGAGUGGGUAUGAGGAGGCUCAUGCACAGUUGGGCGCCUCUAUACAGACGUCAUUUAAAGGUUACUGUUGUAAACACGAGCGGCAGUGGACAGUGUGUCGCUCCUGACACAUGAGCCAGAUGUUGGCGCGUGUGGGGUUCGUUACUCUAUGAAUAAUAAUAAAUUUCAACUUUAAUAUUCUAGACUUGGAUUCAACUGGAAGGGCAAAAGUGACGCUACAGGGCAAAACAGGAAACAGAUUCAUAUAAGCAGCCACACGACGCCAUGCAGACGAACGAAUGGAGCUCAUCAUGGCUCCAGGCAUGAAACACUGUACGUGUAAUAAUCUGCUGCUGUUUUCAGGCCCCUUCGUCCUCAUGUGUACAUUUAUACCGUGUUGUUUAAAGGUUUCAUCUGCUAAUUAUCAUUUUAUACCUCGGCGGUUGUUUCAUCCUAAUGUGUUCUGUUUAGCAACGACGCCUCGUUCGGGCCCGUGUCCGGCACCAAGCGGAGCCUGCCGGUGGCGGACCCGGUUCCCGUCCUGCGUUUCGUAGAGGGAACGUCUGAGACGAGCAGCCGCUCGUCCGUUUGUGCUGCAUGUGUGUGCGAGCGUGUUUUUUUACCACGUCUGUGCUUCCGGCCGCGCGCCGUCACCUUCACAGACAUGCUGCAUUUUUUCAGUGCUAGUGAAUAUCGUACUACUUUCCCCGUUUUGACUGUAAAUACUUGAUAUUACCUAAUAUUAUUAAUACUGUUAUUACUCUGCAGUGCUUUUUUAUGAGCUGAUGUUUUCUAUCUGUGGUGAUGUGUAACAAUAAUAACGUCAUUGAAUAAAAAAAAUGAAGAAUUCCUAA
Betta splendens (Siamese fighting fish) is the source of this 4859-nucleotide messenger RNA. RefSeq names its product phospholipid phosphatase-related protein type 3-like. The coding region runs from base 610 to 3297 and encodes 895 amino acids. Gene Ontology annotation, biological process: phospholipid dephosphorylation; phospholipid metabolic process; signal transduction. The transcript has 9 exons. NCBI's taxonomy places the organism in Eukaryota, Metazoa, Chordata, Actinopteri, Anabantiformes, Osphronemidae. The record is from RefSeq and is a predicted model, not a curated record. Gene Ontology annotation, molecular function: phosphatidate phosphatase activity.